Messenger RNA from Rhodamnia argentea, 1132 nucleotides. RefSeq names its product 50S ribosomal protein L7/L12-like. NCBI's taxonomy places the organism in Eukaryota, Viridiplantae, Streptophyta, Magnoliopsida, Myrtales, Myrtaceae. The record is from RefSeq and is a predicted model, not a curated record. Gene Ontology annotation, cellular component: ribosome. Bases 207 to 791 code for a protein of 194 amino acids. Gene Ontology annotation, molecular function: structural constituent of ribosome. Gene Ontology annotation, biological process: translation. The transcript is spliced from 2 exons.
CUCCAUCUUCGACCAUCGAGUCGCUUGUGAUUCGUAGAAGAAGCUGACGAGGAGAUUGGAGGCGAACUUGAUAUCCGGCAGAGAUGGAAAAAUGCGUGUCACACUGGGAAUGGUAUUAGCAUAAUACUGGAAUUGUCGACAUUAGCGAAUUGAUUUUUCUCCAGCUGUGCUUACGUGAAUUGUCAUCUUCAAUAAGACUGCAAAGCAUGAAGCUUCAUUCAGUUGUCAGAUCUGCAUAUAUUCGGUUCGGUCUCCGGGGCAUUACAGGACCUUUGCAAUCACGCUCAUUCCAACAUGAUUUUGUCCCCAGACAUCCCAAGGCGAAGCCUAAGAGGUAUAAAUAUCCAGCUGUUUAUGAUCCUUAUGGCCCUAGACCGCCACCCUCGGAUAAAAUCAUACAGCUUGCCGAGCGCAUAGCUGGAAUGCCACCUGAAGAACGUGCCCAAAUUGGGCCUGCUCUUCAAGAGAGACUAAGGCAUCCCAAGAUGCAGUCGAUCUCUACCGAGGGCAUGGAUCUAGGCCCACAAGGAGGAGCAGGUGCAGGAUCUGCCAAGACCGAGGAGAAGAAGGCGGAGAAAACAGCAUUCGAUGUGAAGUUGGAGAAAUUUGAUUCAGCUGCAAAGAUUAAAGUGAUCAAAGAAGUGAGGGCAUUCACCAAUUUGGGGUUGAAGGAGGCUAAGGACCUUGUUGAGAAGGCCCCUGUUUUGCUUAAACAGGGUAUCACCAAGGAAGAGGCAAAUGACAUAAUAGAGAAAAUAAAGGCUGCUGGAGGAGUUGCAGUGAUUGAAUGAGUGCUCCAACUUAGAAUCAUUAUCAAGAGCUACAUCGACAAAGUGACGCGCAAAGAUGAUUUUUGGACUUUUUGUUGAGAUGUUCUCGACAAAUUACAGCCAUCUGAUGGAAUCGAGAAUUGCCGGAUGGCAUUCAAGCUGCGUUCAUCUGAAUACUUAGCUGGAACUUGCUAUAUGGGUAGGUAACUCACUUGAAUAUUUUGGUUUUAACAUGUUGUAGAAGUCUUCAUGAACCAUCGUAAUUUCCUUGCUAAAUGAGGAAAAAGGUGAAUUGCUGGUGCCAUUAUAAAGAACUGCUCCUUCUGGGGCUUGAUCCGAAUAUCAUGAUACUCUUGCACUGA